This is a messenger RNA of Microthlaspi erraticum, 1221 nucleotides long. The record is from the annotation of a GenBank genome assembly. Lineage: Eukaryota; Viridiplantae; Streptophyta; Magnoliopsida; Brassicales; Brassicaceae.
AUGUACCAUGACCUCAAGAGGUACUAUCAUUGGGUCGGGAUGAAGAGGGAUGUAGCAGAUUGGGUUGCGAAGUGCAACACUUGUGCCUUGGUGAAGGCAGAGCAUCAGGUUCCGGGUGGUCUUUUGCAGAGUUUACCCAUUCCCGAGUGGAAGUGGGAUAGGAUUACGAUGGAUUUCGUGGUUGGACUACCUGUUUCAAGGACUUUCGAUGCUAUCUGGGUGAUUGUGGAUCGGUUGACUAAGUCUGCACAUUUCUUGGCCAUCAAGAAGACAGAUGGAGCUGCUGUCUUGGCUAGGAAGUUUGUGCGAGAGAUUGUGAGGCUGCAUGGAGUGCCAGCUAGUAUUGUGUCAGACCGUGAUCCCAGAUUCACUUCAGAGUUUUGGAGGGCGUUUCAGGCAGAGAUGGGCACUAAGGUGCAUCUGAGUACAGCUUAUCAUCCGCAGACAGAUGGUCAGUCAGAGAGGACUAUUCAGACUUUGGAGGAUUUGCUGAGGAUGUGUGUGUUGGAUUGGGGUGGCCAUUGGGCAGAUCACCUGAGCUUAGUUGAGUUUGCAUACAACAACAGCUUUCAGGCGAGUAUUGGCAUGGCUCCAUUUGAGGCUUUGUAUGGGAGGCCAUGUAGGACACCCCUAUGCUGGACCCAAGUGGGGGAGCGCAGCAUGUAUGGAGCUACUUAUGUUCAGGAGACGACAGAGAAGGUUCGUGUUGUGAGGCUGAACAUGAAGGAGGCUCAGGAUAGGCAGAAGAGUUAUGCAGAUAGACGCAGACGAGAGCUUGAGUUUCAGGUUGGAGAUAGAGUUUAUCUCAAGAUGGCUAUGUUGAGGGGUCCUAACAGAUCCAUAGCAGAGAACAAGCUGAGUCCGCGAUUUAUGGGUCCGUUUCCAGUAGUGGAGCGAGUUGGGCCAUUGGCUUACAGGCUGGAGUUGCCUGAGAUUAUGAAAGCCUUUCACAAGGUUUUUCAUGUGUCGAUGCUGAGGAAGUGUCUUCACCCUACAGAGGAGUUAGUGGCUAGGAUUCCAGAGGAUCUUCAGCCAGAUUUGACAGUGCCGGCAGUGCCUAUGAGGAUUUUAGAGAGGAGGGAAAAGGUUCUGAGGAACAAGAGGAUUCCCUUACUGAGGAUUUUGUGGGAUUGCAGUGGUUCUACAGAGGAGACUUGGGAGCCAGAGGCAAAGAUGAAGUUGAAGUUCAGGAAGUGGUUCGACAAGCAGGUCGAGGAGUGA